Rhodofomes roseus is the source of this 2049-nucleotide messenger RNA. RefSeq lists its product as uncharacterized. The record is from RefSeq and is a predicted model, not a curated record. The transcript has 4 exons. NCBI's taxonomy places the organism in Eukaryota, Fungi, Basidiomycota, Agaricomycetes, Polyporales, Fomitopsidaceae. Bases 111 to 1769 code for a protein of 552 amino acids.
CAGCAAGACACUUUGAGUUUGAGUCUGACAGGCCUCUCUCAUCCACCGACGAAUAAGUACCGCCAUGGAUUGUUUGCGAACCAGAGUUCCCCCCUCAUCUCCUCCCGGCCAUGCACUUGGCGAGUACACUGAGCCUCCGCCUGCUUGCGCUUGCCGGUGUGCUUGGACUACACGUUCCUGAACAGCUCCCUCUGAAGGGCAACCUUCCGACUGAGACACCCCGGUCUCGGCCGUGGAGUGAACGAUUGAGCAAGGAUGCGACUGGGAACCUCGUGUUCCAGUCGUUGGCAUCCUUGAUGCAGAUGCGGCCGAAUUCGAGAUACCCUUACGGUCACGCCAUUGUUCGUGCUCACAUUCCUCCGGGAACACUUCUCUACCAUGGGCGUGGCAGCGAUGUCUUCCCUGAGGCAGACUGGAUCGCCUUCGACCCGGAGCAUUCCCAAUUCUUCACGCGAGGAGACAAUGGCACCCUCUUCACGUUCGCUACCACUCGCGAUCUCAAGCUUGUCUACUUCGAUGGAUGCAGUGGCGACAAGGCGGAAGGCGUUGACGAUACUCAAGACAUCCUCAUCUGGGGAGACCUCGGCCAUAAUUCCGGGAGGGAGCCCGGUCCUGGUGAACAGCAACGCCUCAUUGAUGCCUGUCAAUGGGGUAAGGAAUAUGGUGUUGACGGAUUCGUGAGGAUGGAGGGGGACUUCGAGAUUAUGUACUGUGACUUCAAGCAGGGCCUCGAACUCGUCUCCGCGCUGAACAUCAUCACCACUCGCGGGCCAAGGGGACCUGGACGAAGGCCCGGUGGGGAGCAGCCACCUAUCGGCGGACACGACGGACCCUUGGACGGACCUCUAGAUGAGCCUGAAGGACCAGGAGGUCCUCCCGGUGGCCCUGGCAGACCCGGUGGUCCCGGUGGUCCGUGGGGUAGCCCCAGCACUCCGCCUAAGGGCUGGAAAGGCAGCCUCCACGACACGCAAUCUGUGCAACUCGCGGGCAGCUGGCACGGGUCCUUCCCCGGCGACCUGCGCGUGCGCGUAGAGCCCGCGGGCAUGCUAACCUUCUUCGACCCCGCGUUUACGUCGCUCGUCGAGGGGCGCCGCGAGCUGACGCGCGAGCAGUACAGGCUGGCGAACAUCUCUGGCGCGGACGUCGCCCGUGCGCGCGAAGACAUCUCGGAGAUAUUCUCGCGCGGACCGUAUGAGCGGAGCGGCGUGGAUUGGCAGGGUCUCGCACAGACGGUACAAGAUCGCUUCUCGCAGCGGCUGCCGUAUCUACGGUACCUUCUGCACCAGCCGACGCAGAACGCGUCUGCUCAGGCGGCAGCGGUCCGCUCACAGCUGAUCACGUCGCUGAUCCCCUACAUGCCGCGCGCGAACGUAGGCGAGCCUGGGUGGUUCGCAGAGAUGGCGCGCGGCUGCCGGGCGAGCUUCACAACGCACCUGCCUGUGUCGCGCUUCACAAAGCAGGAGCAUGUCCUGCACAACGCACUCGACGAGGUGUUGCACGAGAUCUGUCGUGUGCUCACGAGUGCAUGGAGCGACGCCUUCGAUAUUGAGGAGAAGACUGGGGAUGUCGCGACUGAGAUGUUGGCGAAGUGGAGGGACGAGGUCGACGGGCUGGUUGAGUGGCUGGACUGGCCGGUCUGGAUGGGCUGUGAGCCCGGGUGCGCCAUCAAUGAGUUCUGCUAUGUGCCUCAGCCACGUUUCGGGCGCAGACCUGAUGAAGACAUCGACAACAAGCCGCGCUGCGUUGAGUGGGCGCCAGCCAGUCCGUAAGAUUUAUAGACUGCCUGCUUAUGUUGACGGCAAGCCUUCACGAGUCGGCUGCACUGUGUUCGUUCUGGCCCGUUUCGGAUAACCUAUGUGUUCCUCGAACGAUACUCCAGUUUUCUGGACUCCGAUCGUUGCUUGACCGUUGCUCAUAAGUUGCCCUUGUUAUGCUCCCUUGACGGAGUCUAGUGAUUGUGCGAUGCGUGAUCUCACUGGCUACGUACAAAGGUUUACGAUUAUAAAAGCGUCUCACUUCACUCUAUGCUUGUGACUCUAAGCGAAGCGA